AUGCAUAUUCAAAUCUGGCACCAACCUCAGCCUGAUGAGCGUCGCUCUAGGCAGAUGCCUCCCGUCUCUAAGAAGACAUCGGCACGCCCUACUACAGACAACACUACUCGUCAACAACAACCACAACAACAACAAAAGCAUCACCACCAACAACAACAACACCAACAUGUUGUUCCCAGUCCUCUCAAGCCCCAGUUCCACUCGCGAAAAUGCCACCACACAUACAACGCAACUCGCCACCUUCCCAAGGCAGUCUGGAUCCGCGCAAUUCGCCUUAGCAAAGAGAACCCCUCAACUGUUUUGUAUGAGAUCGUCCUUUGCUACGAACACAACAGGGCCUGCACCAUCAACCGCUCCUGGGAGGACUUCCAGAAGCUGAAGUCCGGGCUGGGCAGCUGGCGCAACGCGCCGACCUUCUGCUCGCCCAAGGACAUCGACGGCCUGCAGAACUACCUCUGCGAGGCUAUCAACAAGAAGGGCCGGGAGGUCGCCAUGGAAUUCUUCCUGCGCAGGAGGAUGGACGACUGUGGGGGACCCUGA
Molecule: messenger RNA, 540 nt
Organism: Diaporthe amygdali
Lineage: Eukaryota; Fungi; Ascomycota; Sordariomycetes; Diaporthales; Diaporthaceae
Exons: 1
Coding region: 1-540 (179 amino acids)
Molecular function (GO): phosphatidylinositol binding
Source: RefSeq, a predicted model, not a curated record